UCAAGUAAAAUAAAAAAAAAAUGACUUCUUCAAAGCUAAGGCAUUCUUGUUCCUUUCCAAUUCUUCUACUUUCCUUUCUUAAUUUCAUCCUCUUUAUUCUCUCCGCGGCGUCUAUAGGUCCCAUUGUUUUCCUCAAAACUCCGCCAACUUCACUUGGUUGGUCAUUCCUCAUAGUCUCUUCCAUUUCACUUCUUUCAUGUUUCAUUGGUUUCUACUCUCAACUAACUCAUUGUUGUUUCAUAACUCACCUCUCCCUCCUCAUGGCAUCGUGUAUCGGUCAAUUACUUGGCAUUUUAGCCUUGUUCACUAAGGAAAAAUCGAGUCUUUUGAUGUUGAAAUCACCAAGGGAUCCUAGAGAAGCAAAGGUUUUAGUGAGAUUGGAAUGUGGGGUUUUGAUGUCUAUGUUUGUGAUGCAAAUAGGAGUGUUGGUUGUGACUUGUGCUGUGCAGAGUUGUUGGGUGAGAGAUUAUGAAAGUGUUGAAGCAGAGAGGGAAGCAUGGUCAAGGAAGAGGAAUCAAAGGAUUGCUAAGGUUCAACAAGAGUGUAUGGAAAAUGCAAAUAAGAUAUGUGAAAUGAAAGAUAAGGAGUUUGAUGAUAAGAUUAAGAAUAAUUAUGGACAGUGGGUCAAAAAUGAUUUUGAAGGCUAAAUAUGAAUUUCUUAGUCACUACUAGGUGGCUAGCCAUAUUUGGGAUUUUGUGGUUGUGUUUUAUUAGUGUAAAACCUUGUUACAACUUCUUUUUAUCUUUGAUGUAAAAUGUGUUCCAUUUGAUUAUGCACUUUGUUUGCUCUCAUCAAAUUCCAGUCUCUAAUACAUUCAGAAUUAUUAUCGA
This is a messenger RNA of Solanum tuberosum (potato), 831 nucleotides long. RefSeq lists its product as uncharacterized. Lineage: Eukaryota; Viridiplantae; Streptophyta; Magnoliopsida; Solanales; Solanaceae. The transcript has a single exon. Bases 21 to 647 code for a protein of 208 amino acids. The record is from RefSeq and is a predicted model, not a curated record.